Molecule: messenger RNA, 4026 nt
Organism: Pocillopora verrucosa
Lineage: Eukaryota; Metazoa; Cnidaria; Anthozoa; Scleractinia; Pocilloporidae
Source: RefSeq, a predicted model, not a curated record
GAUUGGACGAAAGCACUGCACUAAGGAAGUCCGGACCCUUUGCAUCUGUCCAAGCAUACCCCGCGGCCUUCACGAUGACAGCUUUCCCCGAAAUAAGGUCAUCCAUCGCAUCUUGAGUAACACUUAUUAGUGAGACACGAGAAGAACUCGUAGGCAAACAAUGUGGACACAUUACUCGUCGGUUCGGUUUUGUUAAAAAAAAAAAGAAGACAUGGAAAAGUCAACGAUGCAAUAAAGGACGACACACACAAGCUGUGGGUCCAUUAUCCUCUUCAAUUUAAUGUGUAGUCCAUAUCUUGUAGAUGACAGGAAAAUGAAGACUGAAGGGAACAUGAUCUUGAUUUUUUUGAUUGGCACAAUAUGUACUGACAUGGUAUUUACUCAUGAACCAGGAAGAGGCCACCAUGGCCGUCAACGUCCCCAGGGAGGGGGAGAAGAAGAAAUACCCAGGUGUCUUCUGGAAGAUGCAUCAUCCAUUCUAAGUGCCCGAUUAAACGCAAAAGCCAAUGUUUCCAGAAAAAGCAACUUCGCUACGUUUUUUGCACGCUGCAAAAGGGACGGAAGUUUCAAGUGUUAUCAGGAGUGGCCAGCAGUUGGUUUAUCGUGGCAAUCAGAUCAUCAAGGCCGCGUAAUGGAGAACACCUUGACAAGGGGAAAGAUUAAUUGUUCGCGCGAACAAGAUUUCAGGUUAGCCUUGGUGUGCACUCAUGGCUCUAGAAUGUUGCGAUGCAGGCGAGGAACCAUUCUUUACUUUAUGGACAUCAAAGCAAAUCACGUCCAAGCCCCCAACCAUAAGUGCAGUCGUCAUAGAGAAAACCAUGGCAACAACACAGUGGCACGUAAUCGUCUUUGUAACGUGACGAAGAUGAUCGAAGAAUUACGCAGCCGUUGCCAAGGGAGAAAGGAUUGCUGGAUAAAACUAAGUGGAAGCCUCAUUGGGAAAGCUUGCACAAGAGAGGUGGCAUUCUUACGGGUGAAAUACACUUGUGAACAAGCUCACCCAACAUGUAUACGAACCAGUGCAAUAUCUUAUUUUCUCUACAUUUGGUAUAAAGGAGUAAAUGAUUCGGUUGAAAAUCCUGAGAGACCAGACCAUCCAACGUAUUCGGAUCACCUUGACAAGCUUUGCCCUGAGACUUAUGACGAAGAAACAGAUGAUGUCAGUGGUGAUGAUGAUAGUAACGCAUAUGAUGACUACGUUAAUGAUGUUGAUGAUGGCUUGAGUGAUAACGAUGACGAUGAGAACUACCCCACUGGAUAUGACGAAGACGUUCAUGAUAUUCUUGACGAUGAGAUGGCUCAGAUCAACGGUUUCCUGUUCAAGCUGUUUGAGCACAAGAGCGGAAAAGAUCACCGCCCGCGGUAUAACUGGAUCAAACAACCUGACUUGUACAACGAAUUCAAAUUUAAUUUUUCUUCAGUUUGCCCGCAGAAUCAACCACUGCUGUCGAAUUGCAACCAGAGACUGUGCGAGGAUGUGAGGUGUGACAAUCGGAGGAAUGUAAGGUGCAGGGUAAACCCAUGUGGUACUUGCAGACCCGAGUGUUACGACGUGGAAGGAAACAAAGUGCAGACUCCUCGAGCCUUAACAAAGUGCGAGUAUCAGCGUAAAGAGAUGCGCCACCAAAGUUUUCGUGGCCACGUUCCGAGAUGCAAAGAAGACGGAAGCUUUGCUGAAAUUCAGUGCUAUCACGAGGUCAAGAUAUGUUGGUGUGUUGAUAAAGAAGGAAGAGAGAGGAAUGGUACGAGACAGAAAGGAGCCCCCUCAAACUGUAGCGCAGGGGGCCAAGUCUUGUCACCUUGUCAAACAGCCCAGCUCAGCAACAGAGACCUCAAAAAACAUCUCCGUGUGAUGUCUAAGAGGUACGAAAGGACCGCAAAGACUUUAAGACUUAGAGCACAAAAUGCGACCCAAAGGAGGCAGCAAAGGAAUGAAAGCUGGCAAAAUAUUAGGCAGUGGUCGCAACGGGCAAGAACCUGCCGCAAACUUGCGCGGAUAACUCGCCAGCACGCGGUGAAUACAACUGUUCCGAAUUGUGCUGCAGACGGAAGUUAUGACAGCAAACAGUGUGCAUGGUCUAAAAAAUUCUGUUGGUGCGUUGACGAAAAUGGGGGGCCAAGGGGAAAAAAGCAAUUAAAGCGAUAUGAAAAACUCAACUGUUCCAGGACUGCAGCUGACAAACCAGGUAUGUGCCCUGUUAUGCCAACGUCCGCCGCCUACAGGUGUAAAUCCCAAUGUGCGACUGACGCGGACUGUGAAGGGGAACACAAAUGCUGCAUGAUGGGAUGUGGGAGGAGGUGUGUUCCUCCGAACGAACCAGUGUGCCCUAAGGACAAGCCUUUCAAACUGUGCAUCUAUGACAAAUGCCUCUCAUCCCCAGGCUGUUUCAAUCAUCCCACAGCUUAUUGUCGAAUGAAUUAUUGUGGAGGAUGCGUCGCUGAAUAUUUUGAUAAACAAAAUCGAAAAGUAGACUGCAGUAAUGGAACUCAGUGCCAAAUUCAGCGACAUUCGGCCUCAGAAGUGUACAAGAAGAAGUUUUUCGGAGUCUUUGGUACUCUGCCAGUGGUCAUUCCAGGAUCUCAAGUUGAAGACUACGGUCCAGGUAGCGUAGGAGGACAGGAUGAAAAUGGUGGUAGCCAAACAGGCAUUAAUGUUGGCAACCCAGGUAUACAGAAUGGAUUUCGAAAUGGCGCCUUGGGAUCAAGUGGAUCACGUGGUUCACGUGGUCCAUGUGGAUUCAGUGGUUCAAGUGGAUCUAGUGGAAGUAGAAGAUUCAGAACCCGAAGAAGAGGGAAAGGAUCCAUCAAUGGAUUUCGCAAAGGAGAUCAAUCUGGACAGGAAAGACGUACAAGCAAUAACAACGAAAACAAUGGAAGGGAGGAAGACCUUGGUGUGUUCAUCCCUGUGUGUGAUUCAAAGGAUGGAGCGUUCAUAACAGAACAGUGUAACACCACGGCUGGUGUAUGUUGGUGUGUGGACGGAAAUGGUCGAGAAAUACUUAACACGCGCGAAAAGGUGGAAAGAGGAAAGAGAAACUGUACAGCAGCUGUUAUCAAGUUCAAAAGCGAUGAAAAGAAAGGUGUCAAACGUGGAGAAGGAAAGAAGGGGCAGAAUGAAUUGAGGGUGGCAAGAGUGACUUUAAGGCUGGCGGGAGACUAUGAUGAAGUCGCUGCGAACAAAGAACGUUUUAUCAGGUACGUAGAGGACGAAAUUGUCAAGAAGUGUAAUAAUAGGAUCAGGAAGAAGCAAAUUCGGAAUAUCAAGCUCGAAAGGGGAGGCAUCAAAGUGACAUUCGAGAUCGUCGAAGAUAGUGAGUCUACGGCUACGCUGGAUGAAAUCUUGGCAACGUUGGAAAGUCAUAUUAGAUCCAAGAAUUUUGUGGUCAAGAUGCAAGACAAAGAAUACCCUUCGGAUGGAGCCUUUCAGGUUUUGUUGCAUGUUCAGCGUGAUGACGACCGAAAAGAGUCUGAACCCAAACGUUUGCUGGCGAUGAUAGACGCAGCUACUAUCGGGGCCUUUAGUGGGAUUAUCCUUUUUGGAGCAGUGUUGUUCGUUUUGAAGCUCUGUCUCCGAAGGAAGAAAAAAGACCCUGAGAACUGGCAAGACAAGGUUGAGGAGAAGCCUCCGGUGGAACAGUACGUCAUGCCGGGGCCCGAGGCAGUGACGAAUCUGCCUCCUAAGACUGGGCCUGAGCUGGAGACAGGGCUAUCAUCAAAGCCUGACACUCAGGAUCAUGUUUGAACUAAGAUGUCGAAUUUUUCCUUUUGUAGCUUGCAACAGUAAAAUGCAAUGACUUUACUUGGUAAACAAUUGAAGGCUUCGCAUUAAUGAGAAAGUUAAAGUUAGAAUAGUGUAGAAAAUUUCUAGCCAUCUCGCCUGUGAGAGAGUUAAGGGAAGGAGAAGGGCCCUUCAGUAUUGAGCUCCCUUCUGAAGGAAGAGUGGAGAGCGAGUUUUUUAAGCCGUUGUAGUUUUACCAUUUACGCAUGUAACCAUUUGUUGAUCACUCUGCUGAUUAAUAAUAAACC